This is a messenger RNA of Parnassius mnemosyne (clouded apollo), 1266 nucleotides long. Lineage: Eukaryota; Metazoa; Arthropoda; Insecta; Lepidoptera; Papilionidae. The record is from the annotation of a GenBank genome assembly.
CUGGCACAUAGGAAUCAAGUUUCACCGUUGGACUUGCAGUACAUAAAACAAGUGAUAUUUUCGCUAAGUGUAAUUGAUUCAUGGCCACACAAAGAAAUGAACUCCAAAAAUCCUAUACCUUUUACAAACAACAAAUUUCUGUUCGUCUUAAUAUUGAUUGUAUGGACUGCCGAGUUAAUUUACAUAAGAAACAAUAUAGGAGUUUUGAGUUUCUUGAUUAUGGGGCACACUUACAUUACUGCACUUCUCGCCAUAAAUUGCCUACUCCGAAUAACAUUACCAUGGACAAAAAUGUAUCGAUACUUAAUAGUUGAUUUCAUACACAAGAUUCAUUUGUAUCACUAUAAGAAUAAGUCGGACUUCGCUGGAAAAAUGUUUACGAAAAUUCACAAUAUUUCUUCUUACUUCUCUAAAUUUUUACACUAUCAAAUAUAUUUUGGAGUUAUUCUUUUUAAUGUCACACCUUUGGUACACAACGCACGAGCUGGCUUGUUUUUCAAUAAUAGCACUGUAAACAUAACCGCAGACUACGAACUUUCGAUUUAUUACGAAAUACCUUUUGACAUCGAAUCAAGUGUUAUCGGUUAUGUCUUCGUCUUUAUUUUUAAUUUUUUCUUUUCUCUAAUCACUACGUCAAUUAUGUGUGUCGACGAACUGUUCAUUUCUUUAAUUAUUAUUCACAUUUGGGGUCACUUGAAAAUUCUCGAAAAUAAUUUGAUACAUUUUCCAAGGCCAAAAACAUUUUUUGCUAUAGACUCACUUCAUAUCCAGUGUGCAUUUUACACAAAAGAUGAAUCAAUUAUGGUAAAGGAGCUACUUAUAGAACAUAUAAUCCAUCAUCGAAUGAUAGCAAAUUUUAUCUCCAGAACGACGGAAGUGUUUGGACCAACCCUUUGUUUAUAUUAUGUUUUCCAGCAAAUAAGUGAAUGUAUUGUAUUGUGCGAAUGUUCUACAAUGGAUACUGAAGUUAUGGGAAAAUAUAUUGUACUUGCAAUAGUACUAUUUCAACAACUUAUACAGAUCUCCGUUGUAUUUGAGAAAAUGUGUUCAAUGGGUAAAAAUAUCACGGAUGCUGUGUAUGGUCUACCAUGGGAAUGUAUGAAUGUUGAGAAUCAAAAACUUGUACUUUUCUUUCUUCAAAAUGUUCAAGUACCUAUAAACAUAAAAGCCCUGAAUAUGGUGACGAUUGGAGUACAGACUAUGGCUGCGAUACUGAAGACUUCAUUCUCAUAUUUUGUAAUGCUUCGUGCAAUAGCUUUCGAUUAA